AUGAUCUUCCUCGCGUCCCGUCAGUGCUCUGCAACUCUCCACCGGAGACUAUGGUCAAGCCAGAAGCCCCAAGCUAAUUUCUUGGGGCGACAUGUACUACAGCCUUGGCCAUACCAUAGUUCGCGAAUAAGCGCGUCUCAGCAACGAUUCAUCACCAGUGUAUCCGACCAACAACGUCCACCUCCCGCAACCUGGCUGGACAAAAUUCCGUCGAAAGCACGUCCAUAUCUUGCUCUCACCAGGAUCGACAAACCCAUUGGAACACUGCUCCUAUUUUACCCAUGUGCAUGGUCUAUCACGAUGGCCUCAUACGCCUUGCAAGCACCCAUCAGCACGCCGCUGACUUACCUCGGCUUGUUUGGUAUCGGAGCGCUCAUCAUGCGCGGUGCCGGAUGCACCAUUAAUGACAUGUGGGACAGGAAUCUAGACAAGUCCGUUGCCAGGACCCUGGACCGCCCUUUGGCCCGUGGAGACAUCACGUCGAGGCAGGCGCUGGCAUUCCUCGGUGCCCAGCUGAGUGUAGGUCUGGGCGUGUUGCUGCAGUUGAACUGGUAUAGCAUUUUGCUCGGAGCUUCUUCCCUGUCGGUGGUCACGCUUUACCCCUUAAUGAAACGCGUCACCGACUGGCCACAAGCUGUCCUAGGUCUCGCGUUCAACUGGGGCGCAAUGCUCGGUUGGUCAGCAGUAGCAGGCUCUGUAGACUGGUCAGUCUGCCUCCCACUGUAUGCCGGCGGUGUCUGCUGGACGCUCGUCUACGACAGCAUCUACGCCCAUCAAGACAAAACUGAUGACGCCAAGAUCGGUAUCCGGUCUACUGCCCGCCUCUUUGGCGAGAACACGCGCCCCAUCCUUGCGGGGCUCUCAGCAUCGACUGUUUCUCUUAUCGGCUACAGUGGCAUAAUGAAUGCCCAGGGACCCGUAUUCUACCUGGGCCUCACAGCAGCGGCCCUACAGCUUGGGCGUGUUGUAUGGAAGACUGACUUUGAUAGCCGCCCUAGCUGCUGGAAAGGCUUCGUCGGGUGCGGAUGGUCGGGAUUCUGGGUUUGGAUGGGUGCACUAGGUGAUUACUGCCUAAUGGCACUUGCCUAGAUAUCCAGCUAGGAGUAACAAUGAGUGAAGUGUGGCAUUGUCAUAACUAAAGCAUUGAAUAUAGGACAUGGCUGUCCCGCAAAAGCUGGGGGUGGUACAGUAAAAAUAUGCGAGGGACAAAAUACAAAUUGUGUCGUGACGGAACAUGGCAAGAUCCCAAAAGAACUAAUUGCGGGGGGAAAUGAAUGAGCGGGACCUAACUCUAUAUGAAAGAAAAACGGGGGCAUUGAUAUAGAAUGAGUAGAGCUAAAAGAAGGUUUAAGGGGUGGACGGCGAGGAUCGGUUUUGGUAGGAAGAAAGGGCAGUUCGAGACCUGAGCCAGCCCUUGAAGGAUACCACACCCAUAGCCCAGCAAAAGACGAAGCAAGUAAUUGCGACGGCAAC
Coniophora puteana RWD-64-598 SS2 is the source of this 1473-nucleotide messenger RNA. Its product is annotated as para-hydroxybenzoate-polyprenyltransferase. The transcript is spliced from 6 exons. Gene Ontology annotation, molecular function: 4-hydroxybenzoate polyprenyltransferase activity. NCBI's taxonomy places the organism in Eukaryota, Fungi, Basidiomycota, Agaricomycetes, Boletales, Coniophoraceae. Gene Ontology annotation, cellular component: mitochondrial inner membrane. Gene Ontology annotation, biological process: ubiquinone biosynthetic process. The coding region runs from base 1 to 1089 and encodes 362 amino acids. The record is from RefSeq and is a predicted model, not a curated record.